This is a messenger RNA of Drosophila obscura, 2176 nucleotides long. RefSeq lists its product as uncharacterized. NCBI's taxonomy places the organism in Eukaryota, Metazoa, Arthropoda, Insecta, Diptera, Drosophilidae. The record is from RefSeq and is a predicted model, not a curated record. The transcript is spliced from 2 exons. Bases 151 to 1788 code for a protein of 545 amino acids.
CUCUGAACAAAAGCAAUUUGUACACAAAAAGUAGGAACAGAAUUAAUUCUUCCAGCCAAUCAAAAUAUUAUUAACCAAGAUUCAAAUCCACACAACGAAAUUUGAUUUGAUCCAUUUAUUUUCGUAUUUGCGUGUUGAUUAACUAACAUUAUGGCAGCCCUGGAAAGCGGAAGGGAAACGCUUUGUUGUUUUUUUUACUGCAUUGGUAUUUUUGCAAUUUCACUUACGAUUUCCUUCUCGGCUGCCAUUUGGAACGCUUUCAAGCGCGUAGGAAAAUACUUCAUAAGCAUGAAAACCAGAAGCCAAGCCGUCCACAAACAGCUUCGACCUCCCGAUGAUGCCAAUAAACGUCUGCGCCACUAUCUGAUCAACGGGCCCAAUCGGAGCAACAUCUGUGACAAAGUGGUGGUAGCCAUGGAGGAGGUUAACAUUGUGCCCCUGCUGGUCGGAAGCAGCAUGGGGGACGAGAAGCUGCGCAACAUUCUGCACGUGUUGGCGUUGCGCCUGCGGUGCCUGCGGCUGCAAAUGGCCGAGAUCCCCAAGCUACAUGACGUGUGCCAGCGCAUGGAGGUGCCGGAGCUGACCAGGGUCCGGGCUUGUAUAGUGCUGGCAGGCGUGAAUGGGAGUUCAGUAUCGGGCGGCAGUCAGCUGGAGCUGCUUGGGUCGCUGACGCCCGGCGUGGAGAUGUUGAAGGUGUUCUGCAGAAUCGACGGCCACUUUCCCGUGCUGAAGAAGGUGCGCGUCAUACAGCUGAACUGCACUGUGGCACAGGCCACUCUGGAGGAGCUCUUUUGCAACUGCCCCAUGCUGCGCCAUUUGGAACUGAGGGAUGAGAGCCGUCCGCCAAACACCCUGGACAUGCGGAGCAUCGGUCAGUGCUCGUUCUUGGAGGCACUGAUGCUGCCUCUGCUGCUGAAGAGCCCGCUGGCCAUUUGCCAGCUCGGCAAUCUGAAGAAGCUCUCGCUGCAGAGCAAGGAUCCCUGGCAGGACGAGGACUGGCUGCUCACUGUCCAGCAGAUCAUCCAGGCCAAGCGGUACGAACUGGAGGGCAUUUGCCUGGACGGCACCUACCUUGGCGCUCCGCUGAACCUCUCCGUGCUCCUGCUGGCCCGCUGCACGGCACUCACCGAGGUGCGUCUGAGCCACUGCGAGCUCGUGGAGGACAGCAAUCUGCCGCUGCCACUGCCCUUCAGCUGCCGGCGCCUGAGGAUUCGCUCCUGCACGCUCAACAAGGUCAGCCUGCUCCUGGAGAGCGAUCCCAUGCUGCAGCAGAUUGAGUUCUUCAACUGCAAGUUCGCCCACAUGACGAAUAUCCUCGCGCAGGCCCUCGCCAAGCGGCGCACUCAGCCCAUUCUGGGCCCCCUGCAGAUCAAGCUUCUCCAGUCGCCGAAGAUGCGGCUGGAGUACAACAGCUGGAGUCGAAAAGAGCAGCUGGCAGCCAAGCCUUGGCUGGAGGUUGAAGUGCUCAAGAAAGCUCAUAUUCCGUUCCUGGAGGAUCAGCCUCCGGGAAUGAUAUCCAUGCGAUUCGGCCGUGCCAUAAACAGCCUGCCCACCUUCCUGCAUCAUCAGAAUCUGCCAGAUAACGCGGAUUUACUGAAGGAAAUGAGCUCAUUGGAUCUGGGAUCCAAUCUGCCUAUCCAAGCACCUGAAACCGAUCCAUUGGAUCUUGGAUCCCAUCUAACUAGCCUUCCGCCUGAAACGGACCCCUUGGAUCUUGGAUCAGAUCUGGCUAGCCUUCCGCCUGAAACGGACCCAUUGGAUCUGGGAUCUGAUGCGCCAAGUGAUUAAGAGGCUGCAGCUGAGCCUGAUUAUGAUUAUGAUGAUUAAAUCAUUGAAUCUUGUAACCCUUUUACAACACCCAAAGUCCCACGUACAUUUCUGAACGAGUAAUCUCCUCAAAGCUGACAAAUGUUCCCCCAUUUGAACCGCGUGGCAUCCAGCAUAACCUCAAUCUAUCAAAGCCUAACCUCAAAAGGCUUCUGGCACAUGUGCCCCCUGCUAUAUUUGUUUUAGAAUCUCUGUUUAUUCAGUUGGUUCUUUGGGGAGCUCUGUUUUGUUUUUAUUUUUUAUUGUUUUGUUUUGUUUAUCAGAGGUCGCAUAAAUAACGAAAAGUUGCCAAAAGCAAGGACAGAAGUGAAAUUUAUGUUUGUACCGCUUGUAAUUAAUAAUAAAAGAA